CAAAGAGUUAAGAACAGGCCGUGCUUUGCGCUUGGAAAGAAAGUGAAGAGGGCGUAGUAACUCAUCCACACUUGACAGCGCUCCGAAAAGGUGAGUGAGUUUGGUCAGGGUGGUUUAUGGCGAUUUGGUCGAAGAAGUUGAGCAAUAAAAGCCAGAGCCUCAGAUUAUGACGCAUUCGUUUUUUCGCACGGCACAAGGACAAUUCUGGGCUUCCUGCUAAAGGGCUGGGUCGCUCUGUUUCUUCCUUUCACUCUUCGAUUCUUCGAGGGCCGUUCCUAUAACGGUUCUUCUUUUCCCUGAGAUUUACUCUUUCUGAGGCUACGAGGGAAAUAUGUUGCAAAGCACCGUGGGCAGGGACUGGUCCUGUACGGACGAAUACGAAAAACUUGUUUUCCGGAUGGGCACUCCAAGGGUUGUCAUCGACAAUGCCGUUUGCCCCACAGCAACUCUAGUCAAGGUUGAUAGCGCUAGAAGGCAUGGCAUUCUUUUGGAUGCCGUACAAAUUUUAACUGAUCUGAACCUUUCAAUUCAAAAGGCUUACAUUUCCUCUGAUGGCAAGUGGUUUAUGGAUGUUUUCCAUGUCACCGAUCAAAACGGAAGCAAGUUAACGGAUGAGAGCGUUUUAACAUAUAUUGAACAGUCUCUUGGAAGCAUUCAGAUUGGGAGCACCAACCAUUCUAAUGGUCUUACUGCGCUGGAAUUAACCGGAACGGAUCGCGUUGGUCUUCUCUCGGAGGUUUUUGCUGUACUGGCAGAUCUUCAAUGCAAUGUGGUGGACGCUAAGGUUUGGACUCACAAUGGCAGGAUUGCAUCUCUGAUCUUUGUAAGAGACUUCAAUUCUGGGUCCCCCAUCGAGGACGCUCAGAAAAUUAAUAGAAUUGAGGCACGUUUGAGAAAUGUGUUAAAGGGAGACAAUGACAUUAGAAGUGCAAGAACUUCUGUCUCUUUGUCUGUGAUGCACACUGAAAGAAGACUGCAUCAGAUGAUGUUCGCAGACCGUGAUUAUGAGAGGAAUCCCAUAUUCAAAUGUAACUUUGAUACCCCAGUAGUGACCGUCCAAAAUUGGGCAGAAAGGGGCUAUUCAGUUGUGAAUGUCCAGUGCAAGGAUCGAAUAAAGCUCCUAUUCGAUGUUGUUUGCAAUCUAACGGACAUGGAAUAUGUCGUGUUUCACGCAACUAUUAACACAACCAGAGACCAAGCGUAUCUGGAAUUUUAUAUAAGACAUAAGGAUGGUACGCCAAUUAGUUCAGAACCAGAGCGUCAACGUGUUAUCCAGUGCUUGGAAGCAGCCGUGGAAAGAAGGGCAACUGAGGGUGUUAGACUUGAGCUAUGUACGGAAGACAGGCAGGGUCUUUUAGCAGAGGUCAUGAGAACAUUCCGAGAAAACGGACUCAAUGUGAAAAGGGCUGAGAUAUCCACCAUGGAGGACAAGGCUGCAAAUGUGUUCUACGUAACGGAUGCGAUUGGAAACCCCGCUGACCCCAAAAUCAUAGAAUCUGUGAGGGAGAAGAUUGGGCUGAAUCAGUUGAAAGUGAAGGAACUGCCAUUGAUAUGUCAUCAGAAAGCAGAUAGGGAAGAUCAAACAUUUGGAGUGGGUGGGACAGUGUUAUUGUCUAUCGGGAGCCUCGUGAGAAGGAAUCUAUACAAUUUGGGGCUGAUCAAAUCGUGUUCUUAAAGCACAAAGGGAGCGUAGAAAAUUUAUAGCAUAAUAUUCUUUGCGUCAGGUUUGGGCUAUCUGUAGUUCUGUACAUAAGAAAGUAAAGGUGGGAUUUGGCAGUAGUUGUUGUAGGUCGAUUGGGUUUGGUUGGUGGGACAAUAUUAGGUAAUACACAGCUGGAGGGAAUGGCAGAGCCCCACCAUUUUAAAUUCUGUGUGAGGUAGUAAGGAUUUAAUAGGAGAGAUGGGGAUUUCCACAUUAGGUUGUGAUAUAGGUAGGAUUCUUGGUGGCGCAGACGGGCCAUUAGGUUAGAGACAUGGCGAAUUUGGUGUAUACAGCACACAACUCAUUUGUACAUAACGACCAUUCAGAGUAUUAAUUUUAGUGGUUGACUUCA
Molecule: messenger RNA, 2054 nt
Organism: Prosopis cineraria
Lineage: Eukaryota; Viridiplantae; Streptophyta; Magnoliopsida; Fabales; Fabaceae
Product: ACT domain-containing protein ACR8-like
Exons: 7
Coding region: 332-1675 (447 amino acids)
Source: RefSeq, a predicted model, not a curated record